This is a messenger RNA of Strongylocentrotus purpuratus (purple sea urchin), 3113 nucleotides long. RefSeq lists its product as uncharacterized. Gene Ontology annotation, biological process: cell surface receptor signaling pathway; G protein-coupled receptor signaling pathway. Gene Ontology annotation, molecular function: G protein-coupled receptor activity. Gene Ontology annotation, cellular component: membrane. The coding region runs from base 46 to 2415 and encodes 789 amino acids. The record is from RefSeq and is a predicted model, not a curated record. NCBI's taxonomy places the organism in Eukaryota, Metazoa, Echinodermata, Echinoidea, Camarodonta, Strongylocentrotidae. The transcript is spliced from 4 exons.
UCUGAUAAGUGCGUCACCUUCACUGUCUCCAUUAAGGAAUGUGAGAUGAAUUCAAGUACUAUCGAAGGUAGCUAUUGCUCCUGUACUGCCAGCUGCCUAUUCUUCGAAGAUUGUUGCUAUGGAUCAUCACGCACAUUCGAGAAACCUUACACCAUGAUUCUGGAUAAGCAGUAUUGGAGUUGCACCCGAUUUACCAUCGGCGUCGCACAGAAUACAUCUUGCAUUUACAAUUACUUUGUAGUGGACAGGUGUCCAUCUUUAGCUGGACCUGACCCCGAGUUGGUAUGGAGAUGUGAGCACCCGAUGGCGAAUGACACUGUCUUUGUUGACUCCCGGAAAAUCUUCUUCCGCAACAGGUAUUGUGCUCUUUGCCACGGCGUAAACUCAUCGGAACUCACCCCUUACGUUGUUUUUGCACCUUGUCAGGACAACCCACCGAAUGUGGAUACGUUUUGUGGACAGCAACCGUUCAAAAUUGACGGGAAUUACCCUCCUGCUCCUCGUUCAUGUGUCGAUGAUUCCGCCAUCGUAUCACAAUGCGAUUCACGAUUAGCAGACCGAAUUUCACAAUUACUUUGUUCGAGCGAAAGCGAGCAAAGAUUGAUGGUCAAUGGUACUAUCUACAGGAACGCUGAUUGUGCAAUGUGCAAUGGAAUGCUAGUAGACAACGACGAAUCACAAUGUAGAGCGUCAAGAUCUGAUAAAGUCCCCGUUUUUAGCACCGCUUACUUUUAUCCAGAGCUGCGAUGUACGAAUGGCCUUCGAUUAUCUGGAACCGAAUGCAUCCCAGAAGUCAGUUCCUGGCCAGAUUGCAAGAACAGAAGCGUCAUCUUUGCUGUCAUCGCCAAUGGUUACAUGCAGUGCUACGGUGGCUUCAAACGUUUCAAAUACAUGAAAACUCUCAUGAACAUCGAAAGUCCGGUCAUGUCGAGCUAUGAAUUCGAUUAUGAUGUCUCUGACGGGUAUUUCACAACCUUCCUAGAGUUUCCUGCUGACAUCCUACCGCACACGAGUGAACUGGAAGACUUUAUUGAAUACAGCUUAGAUGAAACACAGGAACAGAGUUGCCCGGAUAGCAAAAUCAUCAUCCGAGAAAGAUGUAACAUUGAUUAUGAAAUAGUCAUGGGUAAUAGAAGUAAUCUAUCUCGCAUUGUAGAUGACCCCCAUUUAUUUAAACCGGUGGACAUCAAUGGGACAGCUUAUAUCAUGUAUAAUGACACCACUUUCGUGACGCCAUUUUUGUGGGAAAACGACACUUAUUUCUCACGUUUUUCAAACAAAUGGAAUUUCACCAAGCAACUGUCCUUCUCGCUUUAUGGUAAGGUCGUUGACAUAGACACAUGCGCUGCUAUCAUUGUUGGAGACUCUCUCAUCACCGAAAAUGAAAGAGACAAUGUUACCUAUUUGAUAUACCAGGACAUCUCAUUUCCUCCAGAGAGCUACGUUCGUUACCUGAAUGGCUCUGUCCGUCUAUGCUGGACUGGACCCGAUCCUCCAGAACCUGUCAGCAUGUUCCAGUACUCCAAAGGACAGUAUAUUUUGAACCUCAUACUCCUUGUUCUGUCCUCCAUCUGUCUCUUGGCGACGUUGAUCACCUACUGUAUCUUCAAGCCUCUGAGGAACCUCCAAGGCCUAUCCAUCAUGAGCUUUGUGUCGGCCCUUCUUGUUGCGCAGUUGAUGCUCCAGUUCAUCGCUCCCAACAUGGUAUCUUUGCCAACCGUGUGUACGAUAGCAGCUAUCAUCACUCAUUAUUUUCUCCUCGCUAUCUUCGCAUGGACGAACAUCUUGGCGUACGACCUUUUUCGUUGCUUCGCGUCCUCAUCUUUCCUACCCAAGAGACAUAGUCAGAAGACACGUCUCAUCUGCUACUUUACUUUUGGCUGGUGUCUUCCUCUCGUCAUCGUCGUUCCCUGUCUGAUUACUCAAGUUCAGAACCCUUCGCUGUUUCGCUACGGCAAGAUCGGGACAUCGUGCUGGAUCUACCAAGCCAGGGCUAUCGUUCUGGCUUUCUUGGUACCUGUCGCCGCCAGUUUCCUCGUCAACUUCGUUUUCUUUUUGUUAACUGCCUACGGUGUUCACAAGAGUAAGCGUGAUUCCAGCGUUCUCCAUACAGGUGUUCAAGAGCGACGGAAAGAGAUUUUCACGGAGCUGGCUGUCCACUUCAAGAUAUCGUGCCUGCUUGGUUUUGGAUGGUCAUUCGGUUUCAUCGGCGCCUUCGCCCAGUCUGCUGCUGUUUGGACAAUCUUCAUCAUCACCAGCUCUCUGCAAGGUAUCUUCGUCUUCAUCUUCUUUGGCGCUAACCAACGGGUGAGGGGUCUCUGGCGAAAGAAGAUUUACGGAUCCAAAGCACGAGGGAGCACUACGACAGGAACGUCUUCUACAAGUGUGGGAUUGAGAGACAUGAGUCAGAAAUAAUUAUGUAUUAUAUCAACAGGUUCAACUACCUAUGUCUAGAAGUUAUCUACAAUAAUGUUAACGAUCUUCAUCUGGAAUGUCAUUUGGACUUUUGAUGGUAUACAACAUCGCUAAUUAUCGUAUUCUGUGUUAGUCUCUGUAGACUAUUGACGGUAACGUCUGAGGCCAAUGACACAGUGCCCUUAACUGUUGAAACUAAUUUACUAUAUUAACUGAUCUUAUACUAUACAUUUCAGAAUAAACUAGCAAACAAGUGAUUUUCAUUUAAUUUGAGGAGCACUUUGGAUGCAGUACAAAAUGUAUUAUGUUAAAUCGAUCAAUUAAGGUGUAGAAUAUGUAAAUGUAGAUGCUAUCUUUGACUUUACAACAUUAUGCUUUUAGUUAAAUAUGUAAUAACAAACUAUUGUGUUUCAUAACAGAAUGAAUUUGAAUCUAUAUCCAAUUCAAAUUGGGUUUGCUUGAAAAUAAAUGCUAUUUCUUUCCGAGUAAAGGGAAUUUUUGUUCGGCGGUGAAUGCUCCUCUUCCUGUUGCAUCUUUCUUGAUUUAUCGAAUUGCCGUUGUACCAUAAUGAUAAAACUCUGACAUAAUAGCUCAAGUACGGGAUGGCCUCAUGACAAACCUACCAAUACAUACUAUUAUGAACAGCAAUCAUCUCAUCGGAACGCGUGGCUGUGAUUAAGGGUUGCAGCCCCCCCCCC